AUGAAAAUGAGGAUAUUCGUUGCUGUCAUUCUUGCUGCUCUUAUCCUUCUAGUAUUUGCGCUAGGCAUAUUCCUCCUUAUCCCAUUCCCUAUAGCCAUUUUCCAAUCCAUCGUCGAUUCGCAAGUUUAUCUCCAGUAAGUUGCUUCUUCCAGUUUUUUAUGGUUUUGUUCAAAUUAUCUUUGUUUUUCCAGACGCAAAUCCGACGGUCAAUUCCCAACGGGUACCUUUUACUGGUCGAAAAUUCCUGCAGUACAAUACUGGACGUUCUACCUGUUUAACGUGACUAACCCCGAUGAAGUACUGUACUAUGGUGCCACGCCGAACAUGCUCGAAAUCGGACCAUAUACCUACGCGUGAGUUUGCACGACAAAUUGACAUCUCCCGGUAGUUGCCUUGUGCCUUUUGUGAUAAGCGAGGCGCCUUAACCAUACUUGAUUUGUAAUUGUGAUAGUGGAAAAAUGUGCUGUGAUAGUUACGGAGAGAGUGUUUGAGUUGAAGAGAGCGACUGUAAAUGGACCGUUAAAACGAUUGCAACUGAAAAGUCUAUUACUCGACUUGAAAUAUGAUUUCAUGCUGAUACAGGGCAACUUAUGCUUGUUUGCAAGAGAUUGAUAGCAAAUGUGGGAUGUUGAACUUGAAAGUAAAGAUAUUAUGAUUUAUUUGAGACAACGUAUCAUGAUCGACGAAAAAAUCGUUUGUGACAUGGGGCGACAUUUACGGCUCAGCAGAGCACACCUAAUCCUUUUGAACUCUUUCAGCGAGACGGAAUUCAAAGAUUUUAUCGAGUUCCGGAACAAUGAUAAGGAAAUAUUCUAUAUGAACAAUAAGACUUGGGUGAGAGAAGAUCAGACAGCAGUUCGCAAAGAUCAUCCCACAACUUUUAGGUUUUUGAUCAAUCACGCUCGUGCGAAGAUUGUCGUCAAGCUGAUAGCGUUUCAUUUGCCAACACUGCCUUCAUGGUAAGGAAUGUUCUAUUUUGGGAGAAAAGAGUGUAGUGCGCUGGAAAUUGGGAGUAACACUCAAAAACUUUCAGAGCACGGUCUUCAUGCAAAUCGAGCAGCCUUCUUCUUCUCCUUUAAUCGGAUUGGGUAUGGAUGUUCUCACUCUUCUUCUCGGCGAGCAACCUUUGAGGUAGGGUACCAAGGUACACCACAAAACCGAAAAAUAACCGCAGAACUGUCACUGCUUCCGGAACUCUUUUUGAUGGCUAUUCCGACCCGCUUAUCGACUUAAUCAACAGCCCGCUAGUCAAGGUAAUUCUCACCGAAACUGUUCCUGUUUCGCCCACACCCACUAUGACGUGAUAACAACGUGUUUCCUGAUUGCAGGCGCUCAUGAACAUUUUGGGAAAUCCUAUUCAAUUCCCGCAAGUCACGAGCGGCGGAUUCUUCCCUCAGGUACAAAUGAAAAUGGUGUCACACCUGAAAACUGUUACUUUUUAGUACAAUCACACUUGCGACGGAAACUAUACAAUUAAAACAGGAAAAGAUAAUAGCGAUAAGUAAGUUGAGGCAUGAAAAGGAGCACUAUAACACAGAGAUUUUAGCACCGCUUUGAUUCAAACAUGGAAUGGAAUGACUCAUUUGUCGUGGUGGAAAACGGAGGAGACCAGGGACAUCAGAAACACCGGAGAUGGAACUUUUCAGAAGCCGGGACUUCAGAAGAAGGACAACUUGAAACAAUUCCAGUCAUUUGUUUGCAGGUACAUAGUAUGCAUACAAUCUUUAUAAACAACCACUAGAUUUCAGAACGUACAAUCUUCAUUACUCUGAGACAAAGACAGUCAACACAAUCCCAACAUAUGGAUUCAAGAUUGAAGAUGACUCGUACGAUGCAGUCAAACAUGUAGGAUACCGAUACGAUAACCUUGAGAAAGUGGUACAUACUUUUACUUAUUCCUGGCUGACUUUCAACUUUCCACGUCUCAAUUUCAGAACUACUUCCCAAGUUGGCCAUGUGGUCCAAACCAUACAAAGUCUGACAACGGAAACUGCGGAAUGGUCGACUGCAACAUCCCGGAUAACUUUUGCAGUAACUGUUGCGACGGAGCGCACAUAAAUGGGACCUACCUGCUGCCGCCAGGGAUGAUUCCACAGCAGUGCCUUGCCGGACAACUGAUUCCCGUUCCGUUCGGUGCCAUUCUCUCCGCGCCUCACUUUUACGGAGCGCCUAAAGAGGUUUUUGAGAAUAUGGUUGGAAUUCAGUCCGACCCCGAGAUUCAUCAUCCCGGAACUUUCUACAUUAAUCCAGUAUGUCACAAAAUAUAGCUUCACGUCGAUCAUUAUCAACUUCAGACAACCGGAAGUUCAAUCGGUGGCAGUUUUAAAAUGAUGAUGUCAAUUCCCGUCUUCACUUCUUCGGCCUGGACGUGAGCUUAUUAGAAUAAGGAUGUUGCAAACUUUAUGGAAUUUCAGAACUAUGUCAAACGUAAGGAACGCACUUCUGCCGUCUUUCUGGCUAGGAAUCAGUGUUGAGAUGCGUGACUACGCUAGAAACUACGUGUAUUUCAAUGUGGUGACACUUCCGAAUAUCAUCCUUGGAGUCGGAAUCGGAUUGACUGCCAUUUCCAUACUUGCAGUCCUCCUCUGGGGAUUCUUGUACUUCAGAAGGAAAAGAAAUGAGAAACCGUUCGUUCUGUACCAGAGAAGGUUAGAACCUUCAUGGAGUGUAGCCGGCGAUCUUUAUUGA
Molecule: messenger RNA, 2688 nt
Organism: Caenorhabditis sp. 36 PRJEB53466
Lineage: Eukaryota; Metazoa; Nematoda; Chromadorea; Rhabditida; Rhabditidae
Source: the annotation of a GenBank genome assembly